Messenger RNA from Anguilla rostrata (American eel), 5677 nucleotides. RefSeq names its product DENN/MADD domain containing 3a (gene dennd3a). The record is from RefSeq and is a predicted model, not a curated record. Bases 451 to 4227 code for a protein of 1258 amino acids. Gene Ontology annotation, molecular function: protein binding. Gene Ontology annotation, biological process: regulation of Rab protein signal transduction. NCBI's taxonomy places the organism in Eukaryota, Metazoa, Chordata, Actinopteri, Anguilliformes, Anguillidae. Gene Ontology annotation, cellular component: cytoplasmic vesicle. The transcript has 24 exons.
GCAGCUCGUCUUGAGACUUUAAUCUUCGUGUAAUUAUGUCAGUGUACUUGUAUGUGAAUUAAAUAUAUAAUAUAAAUAGGUUAUAUACGACGCAUAACCCGAGGGGACACUUCUAAACAGCUCCAGUCAUUUGUCUUAACCUUGGUUGCACUACGCUCCGCUGCCUUCACUGCGCACGUGCCCCUAACAGGAAGAAGCCAGAAGCAACAGAUGAGACUUCACCCUGCAACAGACACAUCGCCUCUUCGGUUUGGGGACAGUGUGUUUGCAAUCGGUCGAGGAAUAUAUCCGUACAAAAUCUACUUCUUUGGAAUUUGACAGAUACAUUUUGUACUCAUUCUAGUUUUAAUUCUCUUCACCCGAAGUUUUGGAGUCAUGGUCACUCUUGCUGCCAGUGUGAGGCCAUGAUCGAGUCCCGCCUGGUGCAGAACGCGUCACUGUUGGGUUCUGAUGGCGGAGAAUCUCCCCGCCGGGCUGCUGGAAGCUUGCGUGGUCAUCGGAGCCGCCAGCGAUAAGCUCAAAGAAGCGCACCAGUCCUGGCUGCAGGGCCGGGAGCUCCCCGCAGUCGAUGCAGAAGUCCUGCAGGUGCACGCCCCCCCCUUUGUGGCGAAGGAGGCUGCGGGGGAGGGCCCGGGGCCCAACGCUUUCAGCAGGGUCCAGCGGCGCCGCUCCUUCAUCAAGAAGAAGAGGGAGAGACCCGAGGGAGCUGCGCGCGAUGCAGACGCCGUCCGAAAUGGCGAGGGCACCUCGGAGGACAUCAGCGUCCCCAAGGACAUUGACCUCGUGGCCCUGCCCCAGCUCUGCUUCCCUGGAGGGCUUCAGUUAUCAAGCGACUCAAGAGAAGACUGCUUCCACUUCCUGGUUUUCACUGACGUUUUUGGCAACCAGACACAUGGGGUGGUGGUUCAGUAUUACAGGCCUGUACAGGACAGUGUCCUGCACCAGAAUGGACACUGGUCUACCUCGAAGACACCACGACUGUACAGCCCUUUCGCGAUCUGUGUCAUAUCCAAGUACCCGUACUACAACGCCCUCCGGGACUGCCUCUCAUGCCUGCUGGUGCAGCUGAGGACGUGUCGCAUGGCGGACUUCGAGGAGCGGGUGAAGGAGUUUGCCGCCAGGCUGGCGUUGGUGCCCAUACCGCCUCCUGGACAGCUUCACGUGACGUUUAGCCUCCGGCCGCUGCAGAUCGUGCUGCCCUCCAGAGAAGACCGAGAUAACCCAGCCGUGGACCUGGAUCUCCACCUGCCCUUUCUGUGCUUCAAACCCAGGCAGCUUUUGCAGAUCGUGACCUGCAUCAUGAUGGAGCAGCGGGUGGUGUUCUUCUCCUCGGACUGGGCGCUGCUCACGCUCACUGCAGAGUGCUUCAUGCUGUACAUCCGCCCUCUGCUCUGGCAGCACCCCUACGUCCCCAUCCUCUCCCGCCAGAUGCUGGACUUCCUCAUGGCCCCAACCGCCUUCCUCAUGGGCUGCCACCUGCGCCACUUUGAGGAGGUUGCCACGGAAAUGGAUGACCUGGUUUUGAUCAACAUCGACGACGGGACGGUGUCAUCCUCUGGUUCUGAGAGCGUCACCAUCCCAGACAUCCCGCUGGUCGCUAAGGAGUGUUUCAUGAAAAGGAGGACGGGGCUUCAGGUCCACUAUGACCUGGAAGUCUGUGGCCUGGGGACCAGCACAGACAUUAACGAGCUACGGUCACAGAGGAGGCUGUGGCAAGAGCAGCUCAACAGGGAAAUACAGGCCAUCACUCUGGAGCUGAUAGUCAACAUCUUCAGGGAAGUGCACGAUCAUCUCAAUUAUGAACACCGAGUGUUUAACAGUGAGGAAUUCCUGAGGUCCAGGGAGGCUGCGGACCAGCACUUUUAUAAAAAGGUUCUGGACACGCACAUAUUUCAUUCCUUCCUGAAGGACCGUCUGAACAGGAAGAUGGAUUCUUUCACAAGCAUGGAGCGGAGUACUCGCUCGGAAGCACAGAGGAUGAGGAUGCGCUCGCCCACCUGGGGCCGCAAGCACAGCGCUCCCGAGAACCGGCUGAGCAAGCGGCUGGGCAUGAGCCUGCCCAACCUGGGGCCGGAGCAGCCCCCCGGGCCCCUGCACAUGCAGGCCUCGCUGCGGAGCCUGUCCCUGGAGAGCGGGGUUCUGAAGAUUCCGAGGAGAACCGUUAAAACAUUCAAGCUCCCGGACUUUCCGCCGCCGCUGGCCUAUCAAUACGUUCAGAACUACUACGUGGAGCUGAUCGGCCUUCUGGGAAAAGCCAUCGCCUCGGUGCCCCCGGAGAACGGCGCCCUGCUGGCGCGGUACUACUACCUGCGCGGCUUCAUGAACACCAUGGGCGGCCGGCGCCUGGACGCCCUCAUCGACUUCCAGACCCUGUACAAGACGGACAUGGACAUCUUCCCCGGCGAGCUGGUGAGGUCGCUGAGCGAGUCGCUGUCGCGGAAGGAGCGGGCGCAGGCCGAGCGCCUCCCGGAGCUCAAGCGCCUCCUCAGCCAGGUGAUGAAGGAGCAGGACGGCGAGCGCCCCGCCCGCGACGACGCCGUCAAGAAGUUCCAGCUGCCCACCACGCACAUGCACCCGGAGGACUUCCUGAAGCGCGUCCAGGAGUCCGGUAUAGUCAGGGACGUCGGGACCAUCAACCGGCUUUUUGAGGCGUUGACUGUAGGUCAGCUGAAGCAGGUCGACCCGGAAAUGUUCCGACUGUUCUACACCUUUUGGAAGGAGACCGAGGCGGAGGCGCAGGACGUGCACCUGCCCGCCGCCGUCAUCGAGCACCUGGACACCCACGAGUGUGUCUAUAAGCUGUCCUCCUCCGUCAAGACCAGCCACGGCGUGGGGAAGAUCGCCAUGACGCAGAGGAGACUGUUCCUGCUUACCGAGGGGCGGCCGGGCUAUGUGGAGAUCACCAAAUUCAGAGACAUUGAGGAGGUGAAAAUUUCCUCGGCACCCUUCCUGCUGCUGAGGAUCCCCUCGCUGAAGAUCAAGAGCCGCCUGAGGAGGGAGAUGUUCGAGGCCAACCUCAAGUCUGAGUGUGACCUGUGGAACCUGAUGAUCAAGGAGAUGUGGGCCGGGAGGAAGAUGGCGGACGAUCACAAGGACCCACAGUACAUGCAGCAGGCCUUGACCAAUGUGCUUCUCAUGGACGCUGUGGUUGGGUGCCUGCAGUCACAGAAGGCCAUCUUCGCUGCCUCUAAGUUGGCAUACUUUGACAGGAUGAAGCUGGAAGUGCCUAUGAUGGUGCCGAAAACGACAUCUGAGACCCUGAAGCACAAGAUAAACCCGUCUGUGGAUCAGACCUCCCCACAGGGCGUUGACGUCCUGCUCUACACUCCUGGUCAGCUGAGCUCCGAUGCGGAGGGGGAUGGGAACCCCAAGCUGUGGUGCGCACUGAGCGAUGGGAAGGUGGUGGUGUUUGAUGCGGCCAGCUGGUCCAUGCAGCAGGGCUGCGUCCGGGUGGGCGUCUCCAGGCUGAACUGCAUGCUGGGAUUGGACCUGCACCAGGUGUGGAUCGGCUCCCAGGACUCGGUCAUUUACAUCAUCAACGCGCGCAGCAUGUCCUGCAACAAGCAGCUGACGGAGCACCGCAGUGAGGUGACUGCCUUCGCCCUGGAGGGGAGGACCGACAAAUACAGUCCAGUGCAGGCCUACUCCUGCAGUAUAGAUGGAACUGUAAUAAUCUGGGACACCUCCACGCUGCAAGUGAGGAAGCAGCUCAGGCUGACCUGCGACCGCCUGCAGUCCAUUCAGCUCUUCAGCGGAACACUGUGGUGCUGUGCUCGAGACAGCAUCAUGGAGGUGAGGAAGAACGGAACGGUGCUUCGGAGAGUGUCCCUUCCUGACGAACUCCAGAGCAAGCCCACUGCUUUCAGCAGCUUCACCUUCCUCACUGAGAGGGACCAGCUAUGGACCGGCUGUAUAGACAUGGCGGAGGUGUGCGUGUGGAACACCCGGGACCUGACCAAACCUUUCCAGAGGAUUCCGCUGCAGGACUGCAAGGGCGUCACCUGCAUGAUCAGGGUCAAGAACCAGAUCUGGGUGGGCUGCCGGGGGUGGAGCCACGGGAAGGCGAGGGGGAAGAUCUACGUGGUGGAGUCAGAGAGGCUGAGCGUGGAGAAGGAGCUGGUGGCGCACACAGACAGCGUGCAGGCCCUGUGCUCUGCCGAGGACCGCUACGUCCUCAGCGGCUCUGCCUGCGAAGACGGGAAAAUUGCCAUCUGGAAGGUGGAAUAGAGGAGGCCCUCAGUCCUCUGCUGCCCCCUGGUGUCCUGGAGCUCCGAGGACGUCUGGAGUUCAGAUUAUGCGAGGCGGGCAUGCCGUGAUUUCGGAAAUUCCAAAAACUAUUUCAGUGUCCCCCUGAUGAGACUCUUCCUGGGCCUUUAGCGUUAUGCUGGGGAGACAUGUUGCCAGUUGUCUGUGCACUACUGCACCCAUAUUAGAGACCAAGCUUCAUCUACAUAACUGGAGUCAAAUGGGCUCUUUGCUGCUAAUGGAGACUGGACACUGCUAUACAAACUACUUGAAUUGGAACAAUGAAGUACUACAAUCAGUAGAUCUUUCUUUCGAUCUCUCAUUCUCUCUUUCACACACGCACACAUACACUCACAUGCACAUGCACACACGCUUUACUUCCCUCCCUCUGAGUUAAUCUAGGGGAAAAAACUUUCUAUUUGCUUUCUUUAGUAUUAAACAUUUAUAUUUUAAGCCCCUAAGAAUUAUUGUCACAGAUCACAUAGUAGACUUUUAAGCCAUAACCUUUUACACAUAUGUAUCUUUUUUAUUAGAUGUAGUAUUUUUAUUUUUUGUGUACUUCGUGCUCACACAAAUAAAUGUAUUAAUUCUUGUAAACAUGAACAUCUCCGUGUCACCAACUUCCCCAGCAUUUCUGAGGAGCAGUUUUUGUAAGUAUAUGUUUAAAGGCAUACUAUGGAGGAUUUUUAGUCUUGCAGCGGUCCUGUUUACAAUCAAAGAAGUCUCCUUCAUCCCCACCCACUCACCUUCAUUUUUAUAGUUUACAUCUGUUUUUAUUUUUAUAUCUUUUUUUUGAUAGCAAGGAAAAGCAGUUCCAAGGCUGACUCUUUUUGAAUGAGCCUGGUCCGUUUGUUUUGCUUUGCUGUGCUUUGACCUCCACCAUUGCAGGAGCUAGUUAGCUACAAAUGCUGAAACUGAUCCCACCCCACAGGCCUGUAGCCACACCCACCUUUCCCCUCACAAACGAGAGCGUCACACCCAGAAACAUCCUGAACACAUCUCAGAAGAAAUACAGGCAGAGGAGCAUGGUUUCGGCAAAUGUGUGCUGACAGAGAUUGUUUGUGCCUCAUAAAUAUGACUGAGCAUGGUUAUUUUAUAACAUUUUCAAGGUAAGAAUCCUGCAUAGUAUGCCUUUAGCAUUUUGUUUGCUGACAGUGUCACAUUUUGCUUGGUCCAGGGCUGGCUCUAAAAUAAUCCUGAGGGAAACUUUUCUGUGGAGGCCACCUUUUCAGUUAUAUCCUACCCAGGCACAGGGGUGCUUAUGCCUACAGCUGGCUCUAACUUGGGCAGUUACUCACUUGAGCUCACACUGGGUGAUGCACUUCAAUGAAAUGUCAUCCAUAUGUACUGUAUUUGCUGUUGUAGGCACAGUUUUUUCUUCAAAAAUGCGCCAUAAAAUCUGUCACAUAAAACCAUGUUUAUAAACCAUAAA